This is a messenger RNA of Lagenorhynchus albirostris (white-beaked dolphin), 1182 nucleotides long. It is a transcript of the gene GAPT, whose product is annotated as GRB2 binding adaptor protein, transmembrane. Lineage: Eukaryota; Metazoa; Chordata; Mammalia; Artiodactyla; Delphinidae. Gene Ontology annotation, cellular component: membrane. Bases 1 to 474 code for a protein of 157 amino acids. The transcript has a single exon. The record is from RefSeq and is a predicted model, not a curated record.
AUGCUGAAAAGCUGUGGAAAUACUUCAGUGGCCGUUUCCAUAGGAAUUUCCCUUCUUUUACUGUUGGUGAUCUGUGGAAUUGGGUGUGUUUGGCACUGGAAACAGCAUAAUACAAGGCAACUUACCUUACCAAAGUUUUUGCAAAGGAGAAAAAAGAGAAAAGACCAAAGUAAAAGAGUCUCCUUGAGCUCCCAGGUUAUCGGCCCAAGGCAUAAAAUCUCAGUUCAAACCCAAGACCACAGCUCUGCUGGGAAGGACACUAACACACAUGGCAACUAUGAAAAUGUGGAAGCGUGUCCUCCCCAAGCUAAAGAAGAAACAGACAAGGGAGUAUAUGAAAACACUUGGCAGACCAAUUUCAAGGAACACAUCUAUGGAAAUGAGACACCAUGUGACUAUUAUACCCGCCAGAAGCCUGGUACUUCUGAAGAACCUCAAGAUGAAGACAUAUAUAUUCUUCCGGAUUCUUAUUAACUUUUCAAAAUGUGGGUUUAGUUAUUGGAGGAUAAAUAUUUUCUGGAACUUUUAUUGUACUGAUAACAUUAUUAAUCAAGUUCUUCUGUUCAAACUUAAUGAUCUCUGUUUUAUCUCCACCCUUCCGAAUCCUCUCUGCAUGUAUCACUGUGGAUUAACUCUAGCUAUCCUCUCCACCCUCCUUGCCCUGGAUUAAUUCUGCAUUAUGUCUUACUGAUUCUUCCUUCUGAACGUUACUUGUUAUAUUUUUCUUCUUUUUCUAUCUCCACCAUCUUUUCUGGCCCAGGAUUGUUGUCCCAGUCUGCUAACUAGUCUUUCUGGCUCUAGUUUCUACAUAAUCAGUGAUGCUGCAUCUAUCCCCAUGAUGUUGCCCGAUUCAUCCGCAGAAAAUAUUCCCAACGGCCACAUCACUCCUUUGCAUAUAACCUCUUAAUGUCGCCUCUUUGUAAAAGACAUACUACUCAUAAUUCUACCUCCAGAAUUCAUGACUUUACACAGCUAGUUCAAAUUCACUUUUACAGUGACUUCUACUAAUCUCUCACUUCGUUUUCAUCAGAAUCAUCUGAAAACCUGCCGAACCCAUCCCUCCUCCACAGCUUUGCUUGUCCACCCCCUCCUAAGCCUGCCUCAGAUCACAACUUCUUCCACAAGUCUCUUGAAUCAUUCCAAGCCUACAUUUGCCUUUUUUCUUUUCCUGAUCUCCUAUAG